This is a messenger RNA of Papilio polytes (common Mormon), 1645 nucleotides long. RefSeq names its product aspartate aminotransferase, cytoplasmic-like. The transcript is spliced from 4 exons. Lineage: Eukaryota; Metazoa; Arthropoda; Insecta; Lepidoptera; Papilionidae. Gene Ontology annotation, molecular function: pyridoxal phosphate binding; L-aspartate:2-oxoglutarate transaminase activity. Gene Ontology annotation, cellular component: cytosol. The annotation marks the transcript as partial. Gene Ontology annotation, biological process: L-aspartate biosynthetic process. The record is from RefSeq and is a predicted model, not a curated record.
CGGAACAAAACGUAUCGAACUGUUCGUUGUUUACAGGAACGCAAGUUGUUCCCGUUCUUCGAUAGCGCGUACCAAGGGUUCGCUUCAGGAGACCUGGACCGUGAUGCCUGGGCUGUACGCUACUUCGUCAAGCGAGGCUUCGAACUCGUCUGCGCUCAGUCUUAUGCUAAGAACUUCGGACUUUACAACGAGCGUGUGGGCAAUCUGGCCAUAGUGAUGUCCGAGGCGAAGUUCGUGGCGCCGGCGAAGUCCCAGCUGACGUGGAUCGUGCGCGGGAUGUACUCCAACCCGCCGGCGCACGGCGCGCGCGUCGUCGCCACCGCGCUCUCUAACAAACAUCUCUUCGAUCAAUGGAGAGAUCACAUCAAGCUUAUGUCAAGCAGAGUCAUCGAGAUGAGAGAAGCUUUAAGAUCUGAGCUAGUCAAGUGAGUUACUAACGUCUUUAUUAAGUCACUGGGUUUUGCUCGCGACUUCGUCUACGUAAAGUUAUUGUAAAAAAAAAGUGAAUACCUGAUAGAGGAGUACCACAUCUACCUGCUGCGGACGGGGCGCAUCAACGUGUGCGGCCUCAACCCCGGCAACGUGCAGUACGUGGCGCGCGCCGUGCACGACGCCGUCACCAAGUUCCCGCAAGGACAGUGAGUGGCGCCGCCCGCUUUGUCACGUCUCAUUCUACACUACAGAUAAUGACCGAAAUUCAUGUCUAUGCGAGAGCAAUACUGCAGUUAUUUGAAACUAUUUUGAUUUGACCCUCGUCUGUUUCAACUUAUCCGUACCAAUGUUUCAACAUAUUUGUACCGAUGUUCAUCAUAAUUGUAUGAUGAACGUUGGUACAAAUAUGUUGAAUAUGUUGUACAUCAGUACAAUAUGUUUCAACGUAUCUGUACCAAUUUUUCAACAUAUAUGUACAGAUGUUUCAAUAUAACUGUACCGAUGUUUCAACUGAUUUGUACCGAUGUCCAUCACUUUUAUAGAGAAGUUUCAACAUAUCUGUACCGAUGUUUCAACAUAUUUGUACCGAAGUUGUAAUGUUUCUAUACUUCCAUUACUUAUAUUUACAGAAUGAAAAAAAAAUGUCGCAGUAUUACACUCGCAUUGAUCGGUCAUUUAGCUUAUAAAGUUGAAACUACCAAUAUUUUAUAGAAUGUAAUAUGUUUGCGAACGAAUUAGAAAAAUGUCUAUGAGGUUUUUUGGCAGCUUUUAUUUAUAAAUCGUUCGCGCUUUCAAACUCUAUUUAUUAAACUUAUAUAGCUUAGUAAAUAUAAGAAUAUUCAAUGUCAUAUUUAUCCAUAGUUUUCGAAUAUAAUACUAAAAAAGAAAAUUUUAUUAAUAUGUUAAUAUGAGUAAAAAUUUUAAUAUUUAUUAUAUUGAGAUUCUAGUUUAAUUGCACGUUUUGUGCACAAAAAUCACAAAUUAGAGUUAUUUAUUGAAGGAAUUUAAAAAUAUCACUGCCGCUGAAAAUUAUUGGCAGAUGUCAUAAUAAGUAGAAAUGUAUGUGAUGUGAAUAUUUAUAUGCUGUGUCCAGUAUUACGAGCUUUUAUUUCAAAACUAGAACAAACUGAUGAACACAAAAAUAUAGCAUUUAGUGUUUGAACAUUCUCCAAAUGUUUUGUAUGCUUUCAAAUAUAAUCUCAUUUGUUAUCAA